Messenger RNA from Haliotis rubra (blacklip abalone), 2995 nucleotides. RefSeq lists its product as uncharacterized. Gene Ontology annotation, molecular function: GTP binding. Lineage: Eukaryota; Metazoa; Mollusca; Gastropoda; Lepetellida; Haliotidae. The record is from RefSeq and is a predicted model, not a curated record. The transcript is spliced from 2 exons. The annotation marks the transcript as partial.
CAUAACAACACCCGAGUACAGACCAAACUGUGUUCUGACUGAAGGGGAACCGCUCAGCAUUGUGCUUGUUGGUAAAACGGGUAAUGGAAAAAGUGCCACAGGAAAUACAAUUUUCGGGAAACAUCAACUUUUCAAGUCUUCACCUGGCACAAAAUCUCAGACAAAGACGUGCCAACUAGAACAUGGACUUGUAGCAGGACGAGAAAUAUAUCUGGUUGAUACACCCGGUAAUAUGGAUACAAGGCAUCCGAAAGAAUGCUUGCAGGCGAUUGGUUCUGCUAUUUAUAUGUGUCCAGAUGGGUAUGAUGCUGUACUACUCAUUCUAAGAUUUGGCAAUCGUAUGACAGAGGAAGAAAGAAAUGCUGUUCGUGAAAUACGAAAGCUCUUUGGGCAAGACAUAUUCUCCAAAUAUGUUGUGAUAGUGUUCACAUAUGGCGAUAAUUAUGACAGUGAAGAACCAUUUGGAGACUUUAUAUUUGAAGAUGCUGACGGUUUCUUACAGAAUCUGAUCACUGAAUGCAAACACCGGGUUGUACUGUUCAACAAUAGAUUCAAAUACGCUGAGGCUGAAUUGGAAUCGUUCCAUCAGGUGUCAAAACUUAUGGAAAUCAUUGACCAGCUCUGGAGAUGCAACAAUGGCAUAAAGUACAAUAAUGACUUUUUUAAAGAUGCCAAGGCGUUGCAUUUGGGAAUAGAGGAAACUGACAAGUCUUUGUGGGAGCAGUUGUAUAAAGAACAGGCAGAGCUUGAUGAACAAUUACAGACUGACCAAAAAGCCAAGCUUAAGAAAGGAGAGACUGAGAACUUUAAUAAAAUGAAAGAGAUCAAAGAGCAACAGUUUUUAAAAGUUGAACACUUUGGGUGGAAGUUGAAUGAUAUCAUAAAGAAAGAACAAGAUGAAUCUGAAACAAAGUUGAGGGGUGUACUGUCGAUGCACAUUGAACAAUGGCAAAAGGCUUGGGUACAGGAAGUUGAAGAUAUUUGUGAAAACAAUGAACGAAAGUUUUCUGCAUUACUGGAGAAAGACCAAGAACUGAAGUUAGAACUGGACACAGACAAUGACAUGAGAACUUCAGAAGAAGAACUAACAGCAUUAUUUGCUUCAAGCGCUCACAGUGAUGGAAACUUGAAAGAAUGUUGGAACGAAUUCCGGGAGAAAGUAAAUGAAAAGAAGAAAUCCAGCAUGAUGAUGUGGGAAAGUAAGGUACACGAGGUGUUUGGCAAAAAGGUUAAAGGACUAAGGGGGUUUACAAAGAAUACAGUUUCAGAAUUAGAGAAUGAGUGGUUACAGGAUAUGGAACAGAGAAGUGCUGAACACCUUUUAGACACUGAUAAGCUCAUUUCUGAAAAGAAGGAAGGUGUCUUGGAGAGAGUGAAGGCCAUGUUUGAGGCCAAAACACACCUGGAUAACUGGAGGGACGAAAUGGAUACUGUCCAGGAUGGCGAGGAGCUACAAUGCAGAAACAGCAUUACUGAUAUUCUCUCUGAAAGAAAAGGACGAAUUGAAGAAAUGAUCAAUGAGAUACGUAAACGGAAUGAAGAAGAAUGGCAGAAAAAGCUUGAUGCUAUAUGGAGUGACAAGUACAAAGAAAUGCAAAAGUCAUUGGUUCAAGAGAAAUAUUACCGAGAAGAAAAGUGGAAGCUCGACACACAAAAAGAAAUUGGAUCAUAUUUGACUGAGAUACAGGCUAGGUUCAAGAGAGAAGUGAAGACUAGACAGAUUGAUGACAUAAUGACCCCGGUCCAACAGAAAAUGACAUGUGAUCGGGAGCUUCUACUUCAAAGGCUAUCAGACACAUUGACAAGCGGAAGCAAAACGUAUGAAGAAAAAUGGCAUGAAACCACUGGAAGCCAGACUCUUCUUUCAAUGAAUCUGAAGAGUGAGGAUCGAUUGCAGCAGUCUAUGAUGCAGAACACACUGGAACAAAGACACAUAUCCAUGAACAGAUGGAGAAAUACAGCAAGGACCACUACUGAGUGUCAGACAAGAAAAUUUAAACAAUGUUUGAAUAACAUAUACUGUGACUCCAACAGAAAGUGGACACAAGUGUUGAAAGAAACAUUAUUGACCCAAAGUCAGUCAUGGAAACAAAAACUGCGCCAGGUAAAUCAAGAAUAUGAUGAAGUUAUGAAGAGACAGAUUGAUGAAACGCUCAAAAAGAAACUUUUAAAGCGGAAUGAAUUGCUACAUGACUUCACUGAAUAUGAAGAACAAUGGAAAUCUAACCUUGAACAUAUCAGGUAUGAAUUUGAAACCAAAUGGAAAGAAAUGAUUAAACCACUUUCCAGAAAUGUUGAUUUCAGGAUCAGCGAAGAGGAUAUAAUCAGGGUUAAACAGGCAUUCGAGGAAAAGAUGUACUUCAAUCGAAAUGACCAAGAACAGGAAUGGCUUACAGAAGAACAAAAUCUUGUUGAAAACAUGACAGAAAACCUUAGGAAGAGGCUGUCAGACAGGCGAGGCGCUCAGGAGGAGCAAGACAAGGAAUGCAUGGAGGCUGAAAUACGCAAACACACAGCAACCUUAAAAAAGGAGAUGGAUAUAUAUGUUGAAGAAGUAUACAAAUACUGGCGAGAUGUAUUUGAUGGUGGCAUGGAGAAGAAACUAAGGGACAUAAGGCAUUUAGUUGGAGAGUACCAGGCAGCAAACAUGAAAACUUGGAAAGAAAAUGCUGAGCGAAACGUCUCUUGCAUCAUUUCAAACUGGACUCAGGAAAUGAUGGACAUACUGAAAACAAGGGAAAGUGAGUGGAAUCAGGCCAUCGAACGGCUGUGGUUAGAGAAGGUAUGGCAACUGAAGAUUGAGCUAAGGACCUUGCAAUCCCACUCUAGAAGAGAGAUAGAAAGUAUCACCUACAGAAAGGUGAAGAUAUCUUCUGAGGAACUGAACCAAACUCUUAAAAGGAAACGCCAAAACAUGGAGGCGACCUGGAGUGAUCAUAAUAUGAUGGACCUCAAUACCAUGAUGGAGAGGGCUCUAGACAAAGCCAAGCUGGCU